This is a messenger RNA of Hypanus sabinus (Atlantic stingray), 1116 nucleotides long. Its product is annotated as neuropeptide Y receptor type 6-like. NCBI's taxonomy places the organism in Eukaryota, Metazoa, Chordata, Chondrichthyes, Myliobatiformes, Dasyatidae. Bases 1 to 1116 code for a protein of 371 amino acids. Gene Ontology annotation, molecular function: neuropeptide Y receptor activity; neuropeptide binding. The record is from RefSeq and is a predicted model, not a curated record. Gene Ontology annotation, biological process: G protein-coupled receptor signaling pathway. The transcript has a single exon. Gene Ontology annotation, cellular component: neuron projection; plasma membrane.
AUGGAAGAGUCAAUGUACAAUCACAGUGUAAAUAUUUCUGAAGUUAUCUAUGAUGGCACCAGGCCUCAAUUUGCAGACUUUGAUUCAUGCCAAGCAUCUUCACCUGUAAUGUUUCUGUUAAUUCUUGCAUAUGGUACAGUAACUAUUGUAGGGCUCUUUGGUAAUCUCUGCCUUAUUUUCAUCAUAACAAGACAGAAAGAAAAUCAUAAUGUUACUAAUAUCCUGAUUGCAAAUCUUUCUGUAUCUGAUAUUCUUAUCUGUGUCAUGUGUAUUCCUUUCACUAUUGUCUACACACUGAUGGAUUACUGGAUUUUUGGAGAUGUCAUGUGCAAAGCAAACUCAUUUGUCCAGUGUGUAUCUGUUACUGUGUCUAUACUUUCUUUAGUUCUGAUUGCUAUUGAAAGACACCAGCUAAUUGUAAACCCACGUGGCUGGAAGCCUAGUGUCUCCCAUGCUUGUUGGGGGAUCGUAUUCAUCUGGUUCAUAUCCCUAACAAUCUCCUUCCCCUUCAUCACAUUUCAUUUGCUCACAGAUGAACCUUUUAGAAAUGUCUCUUUGCACUCAGAAUUUUACAAAGAUAAAUUUGUCUGUAUUGAGAUCUGGCCAUCAGAGACAGAUAGACUCGUCUUUACAACCUGCCUCCUCAUAUUUCAAUACUUUGCUCCCUUCUGUUUUAUAUUUGUUUGCUAUCUAAAAAUCUUUAUAUGCCUAAAGAAAAGAAGUGGCAUGGCGGAUAAAAUGAGAGAAAAUGAAAAUCGGAUAAAUGAAAGCAAAAGGAUAAACAUGAUGCUGGUUUCAAUCGUGGUGGCAUUUACAGUCUGUUGGUUACCACUGAACAUCUUCAAUGUUGUCUAUGACUGGAAUCACGAAGCACUGAUGAACUGCCACUAUAAUCUUGUAUUUACCAUAUGUCAUUUAUCAGCAAUGAUAUCGACCUGCAUUAAUCCCAUCUUUUAUGGAUUUCUCAAUAAGAAUUUUCAGAAGGAUUUCAAUAUGCUAAUUCACUGCAAAUACCAAACUACCCAAGAAGAGUAUGAAAAUAUUGGUCUUUCAGCUAUUCAUACAGAUGUAUCUAAAUGCUCCCUGAAAGUGAACAAUUCCUUCCCAAAUAUCUAA